AGUCUACUGUAGUUUAGACUGUAGAUAAGUGAAGUUCUGUCUCGAAUCCAAAAGUAUGUUUUCUAAAUUUGUGAUUUUCGCCAUUUUAAUUCUCAUACCGGCGUGGAUAGUUUAUAAGUUUAAUAAUACGAAGCCGCCUGAGUUACCGGAAGUGGAUUUAGAGGAAUGGUGGGGACCGGGGGAGAGGAAACCUGAUGACACGAGUGUUAGGAGUUUCCGCAUCGAAUGGAGUAAGGAGAUGAUAUCCGACCUCAGACGCCGGCUAGCCAAUCACAGGCCUUUAACGCCCCCUCUCGAAGGCAUAGCCCACCAAUACGGGUUCAACACGGCGACGUUGCAGCCAAUCCUGGACUUCUGGCGGGAUGGAUACGACUUUGAAGCGAGACUGGAGUAUUUGAAUAAAUUCCCGCAGUAUAAAACGAAGAUACAAGGCCUGGAUAUUCAUUUUCUGUGGGUUAAGCCUAAGGUGCCCUCUUCAGUCCCCCCCGUCCCCCUGCUGCUACUCCACGGCUGGCCGGGCUCCGUGCGAGAGUUCUACGAAGCUGUCCCCCCGCUGACGUCAUCACGAGUUGGAUAUGACUUCAGCUUCGAGGUCGUGGUGCCCAGCCUGCCGGGGUUCGGGUAUUCUGAGGCAGCAGCCCAUCCAGGCCUCGGUCCGGUGGACAUGGCGGUGGUGAUGAGGAACCUGAUGCGGCGACUCGGGCACCGGCAAUACGUGGUGCAGGGCGGCGACUGGGGCAGCGUCGUGACUAGUGCUAUGGCUACUUUGUUCCCUGAUGAAAUCCUCGGCUACCACACAAACAUGCCGACCAACUCUGACUCUACCUACUACAUGAAGCUCAUCCUCGGAUCUCUGCUGCCCUGGUACCUCGAGCCGGUGUUUGCUGACAGAGUGUAUCCGCUGACACAGAACUUUGCUGACAGAAUGGAAGAAACCGGGUACUUCCACUUGCAAGCGACCAAGCCUGAUACUAUUGGUGUAGCCAUAUCGGACUCACCUGCGGGUUUGGCCGCCUACCUUCUCGAGAAGUUCUCCAGUGCUACCAACAUGGCAAACAGAAAUAAACAAGAUGGCGGCCUCUCCCAGUAUCGCAUGGAAGACUUGGUGGAUAUCCUGAUGAUGUACUGGCACCCCAACUGUGCGACCACCAGUUUUAGGCUCUACGCUGAGAGUUUUACUAAAAGGAGUGCGGCUUAUAGGAUUAAUGAGAUACCAACAGACGUCCCGACCUGGGCUCUCCACACGGCCAACGAGCCUCUCUUCUCUCCAGCCAGCCUCCUGACACACAAAUACCGAAAUCUUAUAAACAUCUCUCUGAUCGACGUGGGAGGCCAUUUUGCCGCGUUUGAAGUGGAGAAGGAGUUUACAGAAGAUGUGUUUAGAGCGGUUAAAGAGUUCCGGUUGUGGCAUGAGAGAAAUGAAAAUAGAAAGGGUUGAUUUGUU
Plutella xylostella (diamondback moth) is the source of this 1444-nucleotide messenger RNA. NCBI's taxonomy places the organism in Eukaryota, Metazoa, Arthropoda, Insecta, Lepidoptera, Plutellidae. The record is from RefSeq and is a predicted model, not a curated record.